Messenger RNA from Arabidopsis thaliana (thale cress), 1035 nucleotides. RefSeq names its product thioredoxin 3 (gene TRX3). Gene Ontology annotation, molecular function: oxidoreductase activity, acting on a sulfur group of donors, disulfide as acceptor. The coding region runs from base 166 to 522 and encodes 118 amino acids. The record is from RefSeq and is marked reviewed. NCBI's taxonomy places the organism in Eukaryota, Viridiplantae, Streptophyta, Magnoliopsida, Brassicales, Brassicaceae. The transcript is spliced from 3 exons. Gene Ontology annotation, cellular component: cytoplasm.
AACAUGUUUUAUUAAUUAUUAUUAUUAUUCCAUUUGCAUUAAAAUAUAAUAAAAAGAUGUAAGAUUCUCUCCGCCUCCUUCUCUCUAUAAGAACCGACACAGAGACGAAGAAGAAUAAUCACUCGAAAACUCAUCAAAUCAAAAAUCAAACACAGAGAAGAGAAAAUGGCCGCAGAAGGAGAAGUUAUCGCUUGCCACACCGUUGAAGAUUGGACCGAGAAGCUCAAAGCCGCCAACGAAUCCAAGAAACUGAUUGUGAUAGACUUCACUGCAACAUGGUGCCCACCUUGCCGUUUCAUUGCACCCGUCUUUGCUGACUUAGCCAAGAAGCACCUCGACGUAGUCUUCUUCAAGGUCGAUGUUGACGAAUUGAACACUGUUGCUGAGGAGUUUAAAGUUCAGGCAAUGCCAACGUUUAUCUUCAUGAAAGAAGGAGAGAUCAAGGAGACUGUGGUUGGUGCUGCUAAAGAAGAAAUCAUUGCCAAUCUCGAGAAGCACAAGACAGUUGUUGCUGCUGCUUGAUUUGCUUUUCUCUCUUACCUAUUUUGCUAAAAUAUGUUUGGUGUUUUAAUAAAUCCUUUGUUCGCCCGAGUCUUUUCACCUUAAAUGUGCUCUUAUGUGUGGUGGUGAAUAAAUGUUGUUGCAAACUUGAUUACUCGCAGCUAUGCUAAUUGUUCGUUCAUGGUUAUGUUUACUCUUUGGGGAUUCUAUUGUUAUGUUAGUUUUUCAAUUUUCAAUUACAUUACACCAACUAGUUAUCAAUCCAAUUACAUUGCCAAAUACAAUUUCGUUUUGCCUAAACUCUCCAUGGUUUUUCACUUCAGAAAGGACAAAAGCACAAGGUGUUAAUUCAGACACUGAAACAUUUCAGAUGUCAUUUAUACAUAAUGAUCCGUUACAGAAAAAAAAGUGGGAGGCCAUGAGGAAUUUCAAUUAGUAUUAUCAGUCUUGGGAAAUUAUAUAAACCUCUUUUGUAACUGAAAGGAGAGACAUCUUACGGUCGUCAUCAUUAAACCUUGUCGUCAUGGAACCACC